Messenger RNA from Aureobasidium namibiae CBS 147.97, 2697 nucleotides. RefSeq lists its product as uncharacterized. NCBI's taxonomy places the organism in Eukaryota, Fungi, Ascomycota, Dothideomycetes, Dothideales, Saccotheciaceae. Bases 1 to 2697 code for a protein of 898 amino acids. The record is from RefSeq and is a predicted model, not a curated record. The transcript is spliced from 4 exons. Gene Ontology annotation, molecular function: protein binding.
AUGUCAAGACCGGCCCUUCCGAGGCAUAUAGCCGGACUUCUUGCCCUCGCAGUCGCCCAAGUCUCAGCACUGGAUCUACCAUACAACCCGACACAUAUCGUAAUACCUGAGCAGAACGACCAAGACGACCAAACAGUAUCCUACGCAUAUAUCCUACAACCGAAUGCCAAUGGCCAAACCAGUCUACUUUCGCUCGAUCUCACCAGAUCGCUCCAGGCUUCAAAACUCUCCUUGACGACGCUAUACAACUCGCUACCAUUUCUGUCAGCGACAUCAAAUCGGGUAUACACACCACUAAAGGGAAGCGAACAGAACAUUACUGUCGUUGCUGGCGACUGCUCUACAAGUGGCGAUGCUCCUGAAGUGUGGACCUUCAUCCCGGCUACAAAUGGCAAGAAUGGCAACGGAACAUGGUUACAAAGCACACCCGCAGCAGCUGCAAAGAACAAGGUCCACGGUCCCGACUUUCUGAGCUCAGGUAUCGCAUUUUCCGACUUGGCCAAGGGUAAUGCUUCGACGACAAGUUUGUAUGUGUUCGGAGGAAUGUGUCCGCUGGCCAACGCUACCGACGAGACCUGGAUGUCUGCAGCAAACUACACUAACCAGAUGAUGACUUUCUCUCCGGAAUUGGACAGCUCGAAGCAAGUCGCUUAUACUCCUGCCUUUCUGUCCAGCAAAGGUCCACCUGUCGCUGAGGCUGGCUUCAGUAUGACUCCCUUGGCCCCUGCAUUCUCAGAUAACUCCAGCAGCACUCAAAGCGCGCGUCAGAGUUUCGUACUGGUUGGAGGCCACACUGGAGCUGCUUUCAUCAACAUGUCGUCCGUAGCUCUGUUUUCCCUCCCCGAAGAAACCUGGACCUAUCAGCCCGUGGAUCAACCUUCAGCAGCAAAUACGGAUCUCGCAGUCAGAGGGGCCAUCACGGCCGUCGAGCCAAGAUCAGGACAUACUGCAGUAUUGACUGAGGAUGGCAAGAGCUUGAUUCUGUUUGGUGGAUGGGUUGGGGAUGUCACAAAUGCUGCCUCGCCUCAGUUGGCCGUGCUGGAACUCGGUUCAGGCUAUGGAGGCGAUGGAGAUUGGGAGUGGUCGGUACCUCUCCAAACAGCUUCUGGUCUGUCUGGAGCAGGUAUAUACGGACACGGCGCAGCCAUGCUUCCUGGUGGAGUCAUGAUGAUUAUGGGUGGCUACAACAUUCCCACAACAUCAUCCAAGCGUUUCCUGCGUCGGUCGACGUCUACGUCCAACUCGCAAAAUCUCUUCUACAACGUCACCUCGAGAACUUGGAUACAAUCUUACAGUCCACCUCCAGCAGUCACAUCAGACAGUGGUUCGUCAGCACAAGACCAACGAAAAGGUGCGCUCACUACAACAUCUCAGAAAGCAGGUCUUGGUGUCGGUCUGACGAUUGGGGCCAUCGCGGUCGGUCUCCUGAUCAUCUUCUACUUCUGGUACAAGCGUCAUCUCAAACGAAGACGGGAUGCUCGCGAGAGUGACAGAGAACGUCUCAGCACCACUUACGAGCCCUACAACGCGGAUUACGCAGCUGGUGGAGUCUGGCAAGAGAAGGAUGAGGAUAUGCAUGAUGGUUUCACGACCUGGACGCCUAAUGGAGUCGAACAGAGUCCCGCGCAGAUGAAAGAAGGAAAUCGCGAGGUCGAGAGAUCUGGUGUAUCGAUCAAUGCUCCGAGCCCGACACGAGGUCUCCGAAAGAACGGCCUCACUCGCAGCCAGUACCAGUACCAUGCCGCUCCUCGCUACGACGAUGGCAGGAUCAGCAAGGCCAGUGGCAACAUCCAUCCUAUCCAGGAAAGAGAUGAAGAGGAGGAGAGGUUUCACGGUCGCUCUGUUGCCAGAACAUCUUCGACUCGCUCAGGAUUGUUCUUCGGUUUGUCAGGUCAUCCAUCGAUCACGCCAUCGCAAGCACCCAGCGCAUCUGUAAUGUCACGCAGUCUGUCUCCUGCAUAUUGGGAGAACAGACCCAAGCAGACUAACAGCUUGCAUCCACCUAGCCUGCGUCCUGGUCUAGAUAGAGCACCUGACUCUUCAUCAACUCAGUGCACGACAUUUGGUCAACUGAUUGCUGAAAGCGAAGUGCUUCUUGGACCUGCGCCCAACAACCAACCCACAGCGCCGCUGAAUCCUAGGGGCCACACUCGCGCAGGAUCAUCCAUGUCGGCUUCCGCUCCCCGCCGUGCGGCUAGUGACAGUUCACAAUUCCUAGGCACCAGACGUGGUCCGCGUGACUGGGAAGGCGACGAGAAUGAUCCUCGCUGGCAACCCUACCGCGAUGACCCUGAUACCGGCGACUGGGGCGAUGUCCCCGAAACCACAACCUCAAAAGCGGAAGCUGAGAAACAGACACCAGAAGACGAACGUGAGGACUGGGACGUCGAAGAGGCAGCUGCCAACCGUGAUAUCCAAGUCAUGUUCACAGUUCCUAAAGCUCGUCUGCGUGUCGUCAACGCAGAUGUUGACAAGGCUAGUUUGAGAAGCAUUAGCGAUGGCGCCAAGAGCAUUCGUGCUAGACAGCUUCUCAAAGAACAAGAGGAGGGAAAGGACAAGGAAGAGGCGACUGAAACAGGUGCUGCUCAACGCAAGCCGUCGAACUACGGUAUCCAGAUCCAGGAUUGGGAACGAGAAGCUCUCGAGAAGAGGGAUGCUGAAGAAGAGGAAAAAGUGGAAACGAGCAAGAAGGUCUAA